AUUGGUGUCGACAUCAAUGCUCGCUAAAUCGCGCGACCAUUGACUCCAACACAGGAAACAGCAGCACUUAUCAGACUCUUACACAGAUGUAAAUAUUGACGGAGGGAGAGGGGUACUCAUUCUGAGCUGAUAUGCUGAUGAUGGAGUGUCGUCUGUUCUUCUUUGUGACCCUAUUUGCGAUAUGUGAGGGUUCUGGACACAUCUCUCUUACUAUGGUGCGUUACUACAACCCCGGGGGUCGGGGAAGAAAUGGCCACCCGUGUGACGGAAAGUUUUUCUUCAGCGGAAGUGACUGUGAUCACAGGUUUACGAUCUGUCUGGACCAGUACAAUGGGCCCAACAAUGUAUACAGGUGCCCGUUCGGACGAAAAUCAACAGGCGAAGUUUCAAACAGUAACAACAACUACUUUGGUGGUAAUGUAGGUGGCGUGGCGAAUCCGAUGCUAUUUCCCUUCGCUUUGUGGCCGGGUAGCCUUAAGAUUAAGGUGGAAGUAUGGGAUAGUGACGACAACGGCGAUGAUUAUGUUGACUUCCUGGCUGCUACAUAUAAAACUAUUCCAGGUUUCAACGCAACUUCCGCUUCUUUGGUACCCUACACACUCAGCUCACGGACAACAUUAUGGUUAAGAUUGAGGGUUUACUGUGACAAGGAUUAUUAUGGGGUAAAUUGUGCCACCUUUUGUCAGUCACGUGACGAUCACUUAGGCCACUAUACCUGUGAUCCUAAUACAGGAUCUAAAGUAUGUUUGAAAGGUUGGCAAGGGACAUUAUGUCAUGUCCAGAUUGACAACUGUCAGAGUUCGCCCUGUCUAAAUAGCGCCACUUGUGUCAACUCACACGGAGGCUUUCUUUGUGUCUGCGCAGACGGAUUCAAUGGCACACGAUGUGAGAUUGACUUAGAUGAAUGUCAGUCCUCCCCUUGUCAAAAUAAUGCAACUUGCACAGACCUUAUAAAUGGAUUUCAUUGCGCGUGUUUGAAUGGAUUUUCUGGAAGGACGUGUUUGGAAAAUAUAAAUGAUUGUCUGUUAAAUCCAUGUAAAAAUAAUGCUACGUGUAGAGAUCUCAUUGGCGGAUUUGAAUGUCAAUGCAAAGGGGGUUGGGCAGGUAAGCAAUGUGAUGUAAAUAUUAAUGAAUGUAGAAGCAGUCCAUGCCAUGGGAAUGCAACAUGUGUAGAUGAUAUAGACAGCUUCCAGUGCAUGUGUCCUCGAGGUAUAAGUGGCAGACUUUGUGAUUCUGAUGUUAAUGAAUGUCUCGACUUUUCAUGUAGAAACGGGGGUACGUGUGUUAAUACAGUUGGAAGCUUUUACUGCGCAUGUCCUGUAGCAUGGACUGGGGAAAUAUGUGAGGUCGAUGUAAAUGAAUGUGACGAAAAUCCGUGUAUGAAUGGAAAAUGCACCAAUUUAGAUGGACAUUUCUAUUGUAAUUGUUCCGAGGGAUGGAUGGGUGCUUUAUGUGAUGUUGAUGUAGAUGAAUGUAUGUCCUUUCCCUGCUUUGGAUCCGCCACCUGUGUGAAUAGUAAUGGCAGUUUCUCUUGUGUUUGUCCACCAGGUUAUUCUGGGAAUAUAUGUAAACAAGAUAUAAAUGAAUGCAAUCCCAAUCCUUGCUUACAUAAUUCCACUUGUAGCGACAGAGUAAAUGAUUUCCAUUGUACAUGUCAGUCUGGGUUUUCUGGUAAACGUUGUGAGAAUAACAUUGACGAAUGCAUUUCCAGUCCUUGCCAACAUCAGUCGACAUGUAUCGACACAUUUGGGUCUUUUGAGUGUCUAUGUCCGCAGGGCGUUCAUGGGAAUGUAUGCGAGGUUGAUGAAAAUGAGUGUGAAUCAAAUCCAUGCUUUGGAUCCGCUACCUGUGUGGAUGAGGUAGGUAAAUACAGUUGUGUCUGUCCUCCAGGAAUGGAGGGUGAUAACUGCAACAUUAAUACCGACGAUUGUGCUCCUUCACCCUGCGCUUCAAGCGCUACAUGUAUGGAUGGACUUGCAUCCUUUAGUUGUAUUUGCGCAAAGGGGUUCACCGGAAAGAUGUGUGAUAUUGAUAUUGAUGAAUGUGGGUCUAACCCAUGUCAGAAUCUUUCCACAUGUGUUGACACUGUGAACGGAUAUCAAUGUAUCUGUCCACGUGGAACGACUGGAACACAUUGCGAGAAAAACGUCAAUGAAUGUUCCUCUAGUCCAUGUCUGAAUAGAGCUACCUGUAUUGAUGCCUUGGACGGUUACCAAUGCACAUGCGCGUUAGGCUUCACCGGAGUACAUUGUGAGUUAGAUAUUGAUGAAUGCUCUUCCGAUCCUUGUUACAAUAACGGGACAUGUAUAGAUGGAGAAGGGAGGUAUAUUUGUCAGUGUAUACCUGCUUUUGCCGGAGGGAACUGUGAGGUCGAGGUAAAUGAAUGUUCCUCAGAUCCCUGUCAUAACGGAGGUACCUGUCUUGAUGGGAUUGGGGAAUACACAUGUUUCUGUCCUCAGGGCUAUACAGGGAUUUACUGCGAAGGCGAAAUUGACAAUUGUAACCCCAAUCCCUGUUUUCAGGAUGCGGAAUGUCAGAAUGCCAUUACCGGGUUCACUUGCAAAUGUCCUACUGGCUACCAAGGGGAAUUCUGUGAUGAUAUCGACGAGUGCGCAGAAUCUCCAUGUGGAAAACAAGGUCAUUGUGAAAACUUUCCAGGAUCGUUCUCUUGCUUGUGCCCGGAAGGACUUCAAGGAGAGUUGUGUGAUGUAGAUGUGGAUGAAUGUCAGGGAAAUCUCUGCCAAGGAAACUCCACCUGUGUCAAUGAAUUUGGAUCCUUCCGAUGUCAAUGUGAAUUAAAUCGAUCAGGUACCUUGUGUGACGAUAAAAAUGAUUGCUAUAGCAAUCCCUGCCAGAACAAUGCCACGUGCAGCAUCUCUAAGGGAGGGGCUUACACGUGUCAGUGUAAGGACGGCUGGGUUGGACCAACGUGUUCAUUACAAAUUACACCAGAUUGCAGUGGCAUAACAGUAAAAGUGGACGGAAACAAAGUUGACCAGGCAAAUUUUAUGAAGAAUUUUAAGAAAAUAUUAUCGGAAAAAUAUAAUGUACAGCAGUCUGACAUUUACAUAAUGGUGAACAACACAAUUGAAGGUAGAGAAAAUAAUACAUCAGAUAAACUGAUAACGGCGAGAGUUUUCAUAAAAAGCCGAGCUGUGUGUUUGGGGGAGCUACAACCAAUGUUAACAGAGAUGAAGGAUUCCCUGGUAUCUGGGAGUCAACCACUGAGUGAACAGAUCAUACAUAGUAAAGAUUCUCAGAACUGGUUGUCCCUGAACUGGUAUGUGGUAGUCAUAGCUGUGGUGUCCGCCAUAUUGAUUCUCUCUAUUCUAUUAUUCGCUCUAAAGAAGAGAAAACAACAGAAGCAUGUGAUAAACGGAAGCCGUCGCUAUAACAACGAGUCUGAUGUCGCUCACUUAGACGAGGCAAAUGGCUUUAUACCAAUCACUUUUGAAAAUUCACUCUAUGCUACAGUCCAGCCAGAAGAACCAAUCAGGGUGUCUACCAGAUAUGAUUUUGAUGACAGUUGAACCAGAGAGAGAGAGAGAGAGAGAGAAGCAUAGAGUAUAAACUGACUUCUGCAACUGUGUAGAGAGUGUAGAGUGACAGGGAGAGAAGAGAGAAUGACUUUAAAACUUCAUCAACAUAAAAAUACUCUUCAUUUGUCCUCGUUUUCAAAAUAAAUAUUUGGUCUAUAAAACAA
This is a messenger RNA of Saccostrea echinata, 3703 nucleotides long. RefSeq names its product fibropellin-1-like. Gene Ontology annotation, biological process: heterophilic cell-cell adhesion; cell communication; establishment or maintenance of epithelial cell apical/basal polarity. Gene Ontology annotation, cellular component: plasma membrane; protein-containing complex. Gene Ontology annotation, molecular function: calcium ion binding. NCBI's taxonomy places the organism in Eukaryota, Metazoa, Mollusca, Bivalvia, Ostreida, Ostreidae. The record is from RefSeq and is a predicted model, not a curated record. Bases 132 to 3530 code for a protein of 1132 amino acids. The transcript is spliced from 12 exons.